Dermacentor albipictus is the source of this 2235-nucleotide messenger RNA. RefSeq lists its product as uncharacterized. The record is from RefSeq and is a predicted model, not a curated record. NCBI's taxonomy places the organism in Eukaryota, Metazoa, Arthropoda, Arachnida, Ixodida, Ixodidae.
GUCAGAGUGUCAUGGAAGCGAGGCCGAGAAACGAAGAGGAAGAACCGAACGAGAGACCGGGGCCACGUGGUCACGCGCGAGCACGAGCUCCGAGCGAAGAAGAACGACUGGCCGUCGUCUGCGGCGGCCGUGUACCGUGCCCCUCGAAGACCUGCCAAGAUCUGCGUGCGCUGGGUCGCAAGCAUGGACAUUAGCAGCAGAGACAGCGUCAUUGUCGUCGCCACCUUCUGCUGCGUCAACAAUUUCGUGAUCUUUUUGGUGCACGUGUUCCCACCUGAGGGCAGGUUCAACAACGAGGACGCAGAUCAUAUGGUCUACAUCAUCGGUGUGAAGACUUUCGAGAGCGCAGUCAGCGUGAUUGUGGAUAUCAUGACCAUCAUUGGGGUGUGGGGCAUGGACAAGCGUACCACUACGUCCCGUAAGCAGGCACACGGAUACCGCCAAAGGUUGAUGGCUCGCCUGAAGGAACCAAAACGUGCGCUGCUGAUCUUCAUUAUUUGGUCUAUCACCACGUCACCGGCGAGCGUUGGCACCGACAUGGUCUACAAUUACCACACAAGCGGGAGCAUGGACAUGUUCAUAAUGAACGCUGUGAUCCGAUGUUCAAUUGAAGCGGCUAAGUGCAUCAAUUGCGCCGGCCUCAUCUUCUACAGCGGCGGUUUGAUCCGGGACAAAAGGGUGAUGGGCAGGACACUCGGCUACGGCUGGAUUUUCGACUUGCUCUUCAGCCUGGAAUGUGCCUUGAACGGCCUCAGCGACUUGCUACUGCUAGCGGCUGUUUCAUACCGGAGCAGGGACGCACGCGAAGGCUUUCCUAUCGGAUGUCUGACCUGCACCCUGAAAGGGUUCAUCGUGUGGAACACCUUCUCCGUGGUCGCCUGCUGGACCGCUUCGUGUGCCUUGUACCACGAACGUGACCUGGAGUUCGGCGCCGUCUACCCGUAUGCCCUGAUCAACGAGUCUGUCCUGACGUCAAACGCAACGAGCGCCACUCUCGUGAAUAAAAGUUUCAUUCCUACCCUGGCUAUGGUGUACAUAUCAGCCACUCUAAUUGCUGCUUUCAAGCUGAUCGUGUUGUACGCCGUGUACUACGGCUUCCUGCAAGUGGCGUUACACGACGCCGUGUUGGCCGACCCGUUCGUGGUGUACGCCCGCGAGCAGGACACAACGCAUUCGUCGCUGCACACGGCACCCGCGGGAGGCCCCGAGGACGGUCGGGGCUACCACGGCGGUGGUCGCGCGGACCACGUCAGGCCCCCGGGCCUAGCGGGGCGCAUACCGAAAGAGUGGGGUCAGCCGAGUCAGACCUCGUUCCGACCUCGCCCCGAGUGGUCCAGCUCGGAGGGCAGGCACAACCCGUUCGCCGAGAGCAGGGAUCAUCGACUGGCCGGGCUGCAAGUGGUUUCUUCGUCGCAGUCCAGCUAUCCACUAGACCGCUGGACUAGCCCGGGACGAAUGUGUUCGCCCGACAUGUCGUCGGUCUCAGUGACGGAACGAGCUGCCACGGACCCUGGCAGUCCUUCCGUUGCUCACAUGAUGCCCCUUCUCCCUUGCGGCCCAGCGGGAUCAACAGCCGGACCUCCCGCGCACCAGCCCACGGCGCAACCCUCGCAGCUACCGCCACAUCAACCGGCUCUUCCAGCGGGACCGCCUAUGCCGCCUCCUUCGCCGACCCCGUUGGCCCCGAGUCCCGCGCCGCCUCACAGCUCGCCUGACCCCGUCCCGUCUGCCAUGCCUCAGCCCCAUCAUCCAGAUCAGCAACAGCCGGCGGCUUCGACUCCGUCAUUUCCGCCCGUAGAUCCUCACCAGGCCCCGUCACUCGUGAAGGUUAACGACGACGCGCCGCCACCACGAGACCGGAAGCGUCACCGAAGGGUGUCCAUAUCGGAGGAGCCAUCCGACACAGCCGCCGGUGCCGGUGGCGCCGCGCAAGCAACCACUGGCUCCGGCCAGCCGAGCGCGCGUCGCUCGAACGAAUCCCUGGCCAACACGUUGGGCAGGAUGCUGGACAACCUGGCAGCGGGACCCUCCCAAUCCCGUUAGCAACUGCCGCCGCAGACCCCGCGUAUACGCGGCGCGUUGCUGUAACACGUACCUCGCUUUCCGCCAUUGUUUCCGCCAUUGUCUGCGAUCGCAUCCGUGGGCGUAUAUAGUAAUUGUUAUUUCGGUUUCUCGCGAUACGCAGCUUUUCGGGCUCGAGAAGAUGCUCCCGGUGAAUACAAAGUUUCGAAGCCA